AUGGCUACAAAUGAUGGUGAAGAAGAAACUGUAGAAGAAUUGAUAGAAAAACAACUUGAGGAGAAAGAAAAAGCAAAACAACUAGUCGUACAACUUAAGGAUGAAAUCGAAAAAAUGAAACGUGAAGCUGAAGAAAUUGAACUGAUCGAGGAAACAAAACAUCGAAAUGAAAUCGAAAAAAUGAAACAUGAAGCUCAAGAUAUGCAACAAAUCGAACUAGCUAUAUAUCAAUAUAAAAUGAAAAAAAUCGAUCGUCAAAUGGAAACAACUAUUCGUGAACGUGAAAUGUGGAACCGUAUCAAUGAACCUCUGGAUCGUCAACUUGAAAUAAUAAGACGUACAACAGAAUUGAAGAUACAAAUCGAAGAAGCAAAACAGAAACAAAUACAUGAAUCGUACCAAAAUAAAAAACGGAAGCUAGAUAUCGAAUCCGAUUCAUCAUCAAUUAAAAGACGUCCUAAUGUGUUUACAUCUCAUGAUUAUUUUUUCGAUAUCGAUGUACCCGAUGAUUUACAAUCGUUCGAUAUUAAUGUGGCAUUAAAUGACAAUAAUUAUUUUAAUGAUAAUAUAUUAAAUAAUAUUGAACAUUAUUCAAAUCAAUUUUCAUCAUAUCCUAAAUUAAAUGAAGAAGAAAUUCAAAAAGAAUUUGAUCAAUUAAUUAUUAAUUUAUUAAAUACAUUGAAUAAUUCUACAUCAUUAAAAUAUUUAAAUACAUCUUCUUCAUAUUAUUUAAAUAAGUUUAAUCCUCAUUGUACAUUUAUAUAUAAAAAUAUAAAUAUUGAUAUUGAUCAAGAAAAAUCAUGUUUAGAAGAUUUUGUUAUUUGUCUUGGUAAUUUAAUGUCUCCAUAUGUUUCUUUAUCAACAAAUUCAAUGAUUGAAGAAAUAUUAUUAUAUUUGAAAAUUAUAUUGAAAAUACAAAAUCGUGAAAAAAUAUAUGGUUUUCUUAGUAAUUAUACACACAUCAAAUUUUUUUAUGUGAAAAAGAAAUUCGAUUCGGAUUCGUAUGAAUUUUUUCAAAGUCAACAAUUAGAAAUGUUUACUUAUUCGUCUGAAGUAUUAUCGUCUAUUGAUACGUCAACAACAACUGAAAAUACAAGAAAAUUAAGUGUUAAUCAAGAUGCAUGGAAAAUAUUUAUAAAUUUUUUAACAAUGAAUAUUGAUUUUUAUCAAUAUACAAGAUUAAAUA
This is a messenger RNA of Rotaria sp. Silwood1, 1186 nucleotides long. NCBI's taxonomy places the organism in Eukaryota, Metazoa, Rotifera, Eurotatoria, Philodinida, Philodinidae. The record is from the annotation of a GenBank genome assembly.